Cylicocyclus nassatus is the source of this 3551-nucleotide messenger RNA. The record is from the annotation of a GenBank genome assembly. NCBI's taxonomy places the organism in Eukaryota, Metazoa, Nematoda, Chromadorea, Rhabditida, Strongylidae.
CAUUCUAGACUGACGUUCGGCAUGGAUCUUUGAACUACGCCAAUGGAAGGCUUCAAAAUACCUGGAAGCUUCCUAAAACGGAAGGCUGAACAAGAGCAUGUUGAAGGAGGCGACACAGCUUCGCAAGGCGCGGCUCCUGUGGUGAGGCGAGCUGAGUUCCCUUCAGGUCGCUUGUUCGCGAAUUCAACUCGAGGAGGGCCUACCUCGGUCCAAAACCCUAUUCGUGGUGAAGGUGUCCGUUUUGUUUUCAACAAAGCCAAAGAUAGACGUUUCGCCAGCGCCUUACAAGAUGCUUCAUCUGCGGGCACGUCUAGCAAAAGCCAGACUUUUACUGGAGGCGAUGGCUCGACUGCCAACAGAUUCAAACUAGUUCGCAAAAUGGAAAGAAGCCCUAAAUCAGCUGCUUCCCAGCAACAGUCUGAUCAAGAGCAGCCUUCAGCAAUUGGAUCUCGCGAGGAUCGAGUACGAGCAGCUUCUAUUUUUCGAAGAAGAAGCUCCAGCACUCUUGCUGCCAGCGCGGCGGCUGUAAAAAGGGCAUCGAAACUAGUCCGUGCGAAACGCUCGACUAGUCGCGAGGAUUUGGACGACUUGAAAAAACAGGGUGAUGGAAAACCACUGAGCGUAGGAGUUGAAAGCGAUGAUGCAAGGCAGGCCGCGACGAUGACGUCACCAAAAUUCAGAGCCGUUCCGUUUGCUGCGGGGUCCUUGACUGCGACACGCGAACAAGCUGUCAUAUUGAGGUCUCUUCUUGCCCUCGUUGGCCGACGUUGUCCCACUGAUUAUGAUAAGUAUGUACUGCUGGAAGAGCGGGACAAGUUGCUUGCCAAGUUGAGAGAAGAAGAAAACAAGAAAGGAAAUGCAGAACGCAGAAUGGCGAAGGGAACAUGCACCGGAAUGUGUCCCGAAAAGGAGAGAUAUGUUCGUGUCGUACAGAAACGAAUCUCUCCUUAUGAAUGCAAUCCGGAUGGUUCUCUCAAUCCUAACCUUUUAGUCAAGGAAUAUGCAAGAAGUGCAGCUGAUCAGGAUAAACCUUUACCUCAUGAGCUGCGUUCAAGGGAGCUGCUCGAAAAUACAAUGAGCUAUCUUUUUCAACAUGUGCUGGAUUGUCCUCCAAAAAAUGAAGAUGAUUUGGCAACAUGGUACGAUUUUCUCUGGAGUCGCACUAGAGCAAUCCGCAAAGAGAUAACGCAAUUAAUGCUCACGGAUAAAACAGCAGUUGCAUUGAUUGAAAGAUGUGCGAGACUGCACAUACUUUGCGCUUACAAGCUUUGUCGCCUUAGUUUUGAGAAGUUCGACCAGAAUAUGAACACGGAGAACCUUGCAAAGUGCCUGCAGUCUCUUCGCCACUUGUACGAAGAUUUAGCUGCACAAGGGAUAACGCUCGAUACGGAGGCAGAAUUUCGUAGCUACGAUGUAAUGCUGCAUCUUUAUGAUAGCAACAUACUCAGACAGGUGCUAUCGUAUCGAAAAGAAGUGCGCGAUUCAAGACCAGUCCGCCUUGCUCUCCAGCUCUCCAGUGCUUUGCAGAAUAAGAAUUAUGUCAGAUUCUUCCGACUUCUGAAGAGAGAUGCCACUUUUUUGCAGUGCUGCAUAUGUCAUCGUUAUUUCAAUGAGGUGCAAGCCAAAGCUUUGCUGACGAUGAUGACUGCCUAUGGAAGGAAUUCAGUGUUUCCGUUAGACACUAUAUGGCGUGUGCUCGCUUUCGAUGAUCGCGAAGAUGCUCUGAAAUCUCUCACAGUGUACGGAGUUCAGCAGAAUGAUAUGGAUUAUGAUCAAGUCGUACUGAAUCGAGAUCAUUUUCUUCAAGACGCAACGCCAGAUAUGAAGUCAUACCGUUGGAUUGAUGGUAAAAACACGGCAGAGUGGAGCCAGGUGGCAAAUGGUCCCGUGCCCUUUUCGUUUUCGCCCAUCUUCGUCUUACCAGAAUCAUUUGAUCAUAACAAUGUGUACAAUAGAGAUGAAGUACUCUCCAGUAUAUUCGAAAAGUACUCCCUGCAGUCUGAGGCAAGCAAAAUGAUGCUUAUGCAGUCACAUUCUGGUCCUGAAUCUGAAAGUACACUGAAGGGAGAAACGCAGUUCUGGAUUCAUACGAAAGUCGAGAACGUGGUGAAUGAAGUUGUUGGAGAGCAAAGCCUUUCACUUUGCCGAAGCGCUACAGUUGAAGAGCUUUCAGAGUCCAUCUCUAACGACAUGGUGGACUACAUCAUCAGGGAAGAACGUGAGCUGUACAAGCAUGAACAGGCCCGUUUACAAUCGAUGCGAGAAAAAGAGGAAAAAGGAAGGAUAGUGCAAUACAUUGUAGAACGGAUUAUCAAUGACUGUCGUGACCGUCUGUUGAAGGAAAUUAUCAAAGAUGUGUUGCAUGAAGCAACUCUCCAAUACGUAGACAGUACGGCACAUCUCAUGGUGGAUGAGCUUUGGCGGACAAAGCUAGUUCAUAUUGUUGACAAGGAAACUAAAAAUGUGCUCAAGAAAACCUUGAAAACCGAUAUUGAAGAGCUGCAAUCGGGUCUUGAACGUUUCCGAGAAAGAAUGGAAUUGUUAUGGCUUCGACAAUUUUGGGAUGCAUGGCGCUCGCGAGUGCUCGAAAAUCGACGAAAGCGACUGGAACGACGUCAAAAUUGGGAGCAUUUCCAAGCAGUAUGGAAUUGCAAAAUGUUUUCACCUAUAAACUAUGUCCUUCCAAACGUGGAAGCGCGAAAAAAAGCAGAAACUUCACCCUUAUCCAGCUGGGCUAAUGGACAAGACGCUCGCACUGUACUGCGCUUGAUUCAGCUGAAGAAAAGACGCUGUGAAAGAAUAGUACGGGAUGCUUUCUAUCGUUGGCGAACUUAUGCGGAGCGUAGACGGUUAUCUCAAAAUCUAACAAAGAUUAUGCUGCAUAGGCGUAAGACGUUUGAUCCAAAAAUCUACUUGGACUACUCCUUCUCUCCCAAUCGAAAGAGGCGAAGAGUCGAGGCUUCGUUGAACGACUCAUAUCGAAGCUUCAUGUCAAAAAGUCUUCCGUACUAUGACUCCACCAUGUAUGAACUGUCGGCUGUGCAGGAUUCAAAAGACGAUUUGAAGGGUCUUGAUGGAUACGCAGAACACCCAUUCGAGUGCUGCAGCGAGUUUCCGUCAACGUCCGACUGGAUGGCGUAUCGACCUCCUUCUCCAUGUGUCGAGCAGUGCAUAAAGUCUGACGUUGCAGAGCUAGAUGUUAGUGAUGUUCCGGAAACUUCGAAGGAAGCAGAGAGCAGCGUAUCUGAUACUCGGCAUAUGGAAGACGACCUUCUGAAAGAUGCGUCAUCAUUACAUGCCAAAAUGCUGAAAUUCAGCGCGGAUCUAGAAGGAGUAAUUAUGCGGCGUAUGGAGACCAAUGCAGAAUGCAGUAGGCUAGCUCAGUAAAGCUCCAAGAACCUGCCCCAAUUGCCCUCUUCUGCUUGUUUCGCUGUUAUUUGAACGUUUGUACCCAUAUCAACUCGUCCUGUAAAACGUUUGCUUGUAAUCAUACUAUUGAUCUGUCAAAUAUGAAUUGUGAUUUUUUAAGUACAAUGAAUAAAAACCAAAAC